Sinocyclocheilus anshuiensis is the source of this 1959-nucleotide messenger RNA. RefSeq names its product L-threonine ammonia-lyase. The transcript is spliced from 12 exons. Lineage: Eukaryota; Metazoa; Chordata; Actinopteri; Cypriniformes; Cyprinidae. Bases 1 to 1944 code for a protein of 647 amino acids. The record is from RefSeq and is a predicted model, not a curated record. Gene Ontology annotation, molecular function: L-serine ammonia-lyase activity; threonine deaminase activity. Gene Ontology annotation, biological process: L-serine catabolic process; L-threonine catabolic process.
AUGGUCAUCAGGGGGACGGACAUGGACAACAAUGAUCCUGCUUUGGGAUCUUCUUCAGCCCUUGUAUUGGAGCUGUCAGGUGUGAUGUCUGGGGCGCAGGAGACACGGAGGAACUUUAAUGACAGCGAGGAAUAUGAUCCCUUCUGGCAGAGGUGGGAAACCGUAGCGUGCACAUCUGAAACCCUUAGAGAGUCUUCCCAGUGUCCUCCUGAGUCUGAGAGACGUGAUGUGACUGGUGUGGAGUUUCACCAGCAUGUAGCGGUUCCUCUGUGUUCUCCUUCCCAUCCUGUGGUUCCUCCAUCCACUGAUUCACACUCACCUGCCCGUAAAACCCUUGAGACGCACAAACCUGGACCAGAACUCACACGGAGACACCAGGCUUCAUCUCCAUCACACAUGGACAAACCCUCAGCAGAUCCCGCUCCUCAUCCCGCUCCCAGAAAACCUAGCAGGUCUCAAGCUGGAGCUGCAAAGAGGGCUGAUGCUCCUCCACCCGCUUUCCAAAGCUCCUGUAGACCCAGCAGAACCGUCCUCAUCCGUAGCUCUGCCUCCGUUCCCACAGCUCACAGAGAACGCCACUCUCCUGUCGCUCCUCCAAGCUUUAGUCUGCAUCCUCCUCAGACUCUUCCUCACCUUCAUCCUCCUCUUCCUGCCACGGUAAACAUUGCGGAGCAGCGCAGAGGUUCCUCCAAACCCGACUGCUCCUUCCACAGCGGCCCGUGCGCUAAAGACGGCCGGAUCGGGAACAGUCGAGUGGGUCGCCGCUCCACGCUCAUCUGCCCAGAACGCCUGAAGGACUUCGGAGCCGAGGAGUACCUCAAUGGAGACGUGAAGGUCUUCAAGACCAGCGUUUCCGAACCGCCGGAGGUCCAGACAUCAGCGCCGCAGCCUUCAAACUCCAGCAGGCCGGGAUUCAGAAAACACCCUUACUCCAGACUGUCCAAACAGCACGGCAUGGAGAUCUUCCUGAAGAAAGAGCUUCUGCGUUACACGGGUUCAGUGAAGGAGAGAGGAGCGCUGUACCUGCUGUCCUCUCUCAAACAGGGUCAGCAGAGGAAGGGUGUGAUCGUGGCCACAGACUGUAGCUUCUCGAAGGCCGUGGCGUAUCACGCGGUGGAGCUGCGGGUCCCGGUGUUCGUCGUCAUGCCGGCGUGCUGCUCUCCUCCGCGCCUGCGCAUGUACAGAGACUACGGCGCUGUGGUUAUUUCCUACAGCAGCACGGCUCGAGACUCCAUCAGCCACGCCAGACACCGAGAGAACGGAUACCUGUGUCUGGAGGAGGACGACAGUGCCGUGUAUCUGGCAGGUCUGGGAACAGUGGGUCUGGAGAUCUACGAGCAGGUGCCCAAGCUGGACGCGGUCAUCGUGCCUGCGGGUGGACACUGUGGGCUCCUGGCGGGAACCGCAGCUGCCAUCAAACACCUGAACCCUCGCAUCUCUGUCAUAGGUGUUGAACCGGAGGAGUUUCCUCUUCUACUGCAGUCGCUCAAAACAGACUCUCCCAUUAAAGACCUCUACUGCAACCCCAACAAGAAACUCUACAGAGAUCUGGUGGAUCACUCUCUGGGAACACACUGCUUCCAGCUGGCCAAGAAAACGGUGGACAAAGUCAUCUCUGUCAGAGAGGCGGAUGCUCUGGUGGCCAUGCUGCGCUUUCAGGAGUACGAGCGCUCGACCGUGGACACAGAAGGAGCCGUGGGCUUGGCUGCAAUCUUAGCUGGUCAACUGCCAGAGCUUAAAGGCAAAAGGGUGGCAGUGGUGGUGAGCAGUGCAAACAUGGAGCUGGACCUGGUUCUGCAGUGUGUGGAACGAGCUCUGGUUCUGGACGACAGAGUCAGUCGCUUCACGGUGCAGCUGGCCAACUGGCCCGGAGACAUGGCCAAACUCCUGGACCUGCUGGCUAGAGAGGACCUCAGGUUGCUGGAUGUUCGUCACAGACGGUAGUGUGAUAAAACCGAG